AUGGCGGCGUUCGGGAGGCUAUCUGGUGUUCUUGGGCGCUCCCUGGUUAACCGGGGCCGCUUGUAUUCUGCAGCGGCUGAGCACGGAGAUUCAAGUAGGUGCCGGACAUGGAAGAUCCUCACCUACGUGGUAGCUCUGCCCGGUGUGGCCGUCUGCAUGCUGAACGCUUAUCUGAAGACCCAGCAUCACAGUCACGAGAGACCCGAGUUUGUGCCGUACGAGCACCUGAGGAUCCGAGCUCUAAAAUUUCCCUGGGGAGAUGGAACAAAGAGUCUAUUCCACAACCCUCAUGUAAAUCCUCUUCCAGAUGGCUAUGAAGAUCUUGAAAAUGACCAUUAG
Staurois parvus is the source of this 339-nucleotide messenger RNA. The record is from the annotation of a GenBank genome assembly. NCBI's taxonomy places the organism in Eukaryota, Metazoa, Chordata, Amphibia, Anura, Ranidae.